AUGGUCCCGCUAACGAGCGAUUCCGUAGAUCCUCAUACGCACGCUGGACCCAACGCGAUUCAAUUGUCUGGCUGCUUAUCUCCAAACGCACUCCUUUCUAGGCUGUUCCUGAGAGCACGGGAUCAAAAGAUACCGCCCUUGCAGCUUCGCCAUCGCGUUGCCGAAGACAUGGUUGAUAGCGCGGGUCUCAUGAGACCUGGCCCGAUGUAUUCCGUGACAUUGAAUGCGCUGGGUUCCCUGAGCCAGCCAGCUGAGUUGAUGAUGAAAUCAGUACGCAAGGGAUAUCUGCUUGGCCCCCUUGCUGUAGCUACUGAGGGAUUUGGAGUCAUCUCGCUUCUCUCCGGCCCUUUCCAAGGUCAUGUGGUGCGUCAAUGA
This is a messenger RNA of Aspergillus melleus, 375 nucleotides long. RefSeq lists its product as uncharacterized. The record is from RefSeq and is a predicted model, not a curated record. The coding region runs from base 1 to 375 and encodes 124 amino acids. The transcript has a single exon. NCBI's taxonomy places the organism in Eukaryota, Fungi, Ascomycota, Eurotiomycetes, Eurotiales, Aspergillaceae.